Messenger RNA from Hibiscus syriacus, 2696 nucleotides. Its product is annotated as scarecrow-like protein 34. The record is from RefSeq and is a predicted model, not a curated record. The transcript has 2 exons. Gene Ontology annotation, molecular function: DNA-binding transcription factor activity; sequence-specific DNA binding. Gene Ontology annotation, biological process: regulation of DNA-templated transcription. NCBI's taxonomy places the organism in Eukaryota, Viridiplantae, Streptophyta, Magnoliopsida, Malvales, Malvaceae. The coding region runs from base 118 to 2400 and encodes 760 amino acids. Gene Ontology annotation, cellular component: nucleus.
CUUCUUCUAUUUAUUAUUCAACACCGCCUCUUUAUCUUUCUCCCCACGUCUUCGCCUCCCUCUUCUUCCUUUAGGGUUGAGAGUCUGUCUCCAUCUUCAAGAAUUUGGGAUUUUUAGAUGACCAUGGAUCCGAAUUCCACUGAAACCUUUGAUUACAUCAACGGUUUCAAAGCUGAAGACUAUGCAUUCCACAAUGGAUUUCAAUUCGAUAUCCCAUCUCCAGAUCUUAACUUUAUGAACAUGUAUGUUCAUCCUAUUAUACCUCCUGAACCCGACCCUAGUAUCUUUGUUCCAUCCGUUACAAGUUCAGAUGGUAGCUCUUUUUCAGCUUCCUCGGGCUGGAGUCCGGUUGGGGAGUCUGAUUCACCUCCUACUGACAGCGACUCAACCGAUCCAGUCCUCAAAUACAUUAGCCAGAUGCUUAUGGAAGAAAACAUGGAAGACAAGCCUCAUAUGUUCAAUGAUUAUUUGGCUCUGGAAGACACCGAAAAAUCCUUAUAUGAAGUCAUCGGUGAGCAAUAUCAUUCGAAUACUCAAAUGGAGAGUCCUAACAGUAAUCUUUCUGGUAGUAAUGGCCAUUCGAAUACUAGUGUUGGCACUGGUAGUGAGUCUAGUUAUUAUGUCGAUCAUCACGGUGUUGGUGAAAUUGGAGGGCCUUCUCUUUCCUUGUCACAAGCUCCUUACUCUUUGCAGCCCACUUUGGAACAGUCUGGUUCACAUUUUUCUGUGAGCUCUGCUAAUAGCUUGAGUAACAUUGGUCAUGGGAUGAUGGAAUCUUCGGUUAGUGAGCUUCUCGUUAAGAACAUGUUUAAUGAUAAGGAAUCUAUUUUGCAGUUCCAGAGAGGGUUUGAGGAAGCCAGUAAGUUAAUCCCUACUAAUGAGCAACUAGUUAUUGACCUAGAGAGCAACGCAUUUCCCAUUCGGAAAAGGGGGGAUGUAAGGAAAGUUGUAGUCAAGGUGGAGAAGGAUGAGAGGGAGAGUUCUUCUGAUGGGUUGGCGGGUAGGAAGAAUCAUGAUCGGGACGAUUGGGAAUUGGAAGAUGAGAGGAGCACCAAGCAAUCUGCAACUUGUAUAGAAGAGAGUGAUCUGUCUGAAGUAUUUGAUAGGGUGUUACUUUGUACUGAAGGAAACACUAUGUGUGGCACCAAUGGAACUGUGAAGCAUGGAGAAACCAAUACGUUGCAGCAGAAAGAUCUGUCAAAUGGAUCUAGUGUUGGAAAAACUCGGUCUAAGAAAACGGGGAACAAGAAAGAAAUGGUGGAUUUGAGGACUCUUCUGAUUCUCUGUGCACAGGCUGUUUCUGCUGAUGAUCGUAGGACAGCGGGUGAACUGCUAAAGCAGAUUAAAGAGCACUCUUCCCCUCAUGGUGAUGGAAAUCAGAGGUUGGCCUAUUUCUUUGCAGAUGGCCUCGAAGCACGGUUGGAUGGGAGUGGAGCUCUAGUUCACAAUUGUGUUGCUUCUCUAGCUUCCAAGAAGACAACAGCUGCUGAUAUCUUGAAAGCUUAUAAAGCUUACCUUUGCGCUUGUCCGUUUACGAAGCUAGCAAUCGUCUUUUCAAACAAAACGAUUUACCGUGUGUCUCAGAAAGCAAGUGUCCUUCAUAUUGUAGAUUUUGGUAUUCUGUAUGGUUUCCAAUGGCCCAUUCUUAUCCAGCAUCUCUCAAAUAGACCUGGAGGGCCUCCUAAGCUACGCGUUACCGGAAUCGAGAUUCCCCAACGUGGUUUCCGCCCAGCAGAAAGAAUUGAAGAGACAGGUCGUCGCUUGGCAAAGUAUUGUGAGCGUUUUGGCGUUCCAUUUGAGUACAACCCGAUAGCAGUUGAACACUGGGAAACCAUCCGGAUUGAGGACAUGAAGAUCAAUCGCAAUGAGUUUCUUGCCGUGAAUUCUCUUUUCCGGUUUCAGAAUCUACUUGAUGAGACCGCCGAGGUGGACUGUCCGAGGAAUGCCGUGUUGAAAUUGAUCAGGAAAAUAAACCCAGAUAUUUUUGUUCACAAUAUAGUGAAUGGAGCUUACAAUGCUCCCUUCUUUGUUACAAGGUUCAGGGAGGCUCUAUUCCAUAUCUCUGCAAUAUUUGACGUAUUCGAGAACACAUUACCUCGUGUGGAUCCAGCUAGGUUGAUGUUCGAGAGGGAGUUUUAUGGGCGGGAAGCAAUGAAUGUUAUAGCAUGUGAGGGGUCGGCAAGGGUUCAGAGGCCAGAAACAUACAAGCAAUGGCAGAUUCGUACGAUCAGAGCAGGAUUCAAGCCGCUUCCGUUGGAGCGAGAACUGAUGAAGUUAGUCGGGCAUAAGUUGGAGGCUUGCUACCACAAAGAUUUCGUAAUCGAUGAAGACAACAACUGGAUGCUGCAGGGAUGGAAGGGCAGGAUUCUUUACGGUUCGUCGUGUUGGGUACCUGCAUAGGAGGCUGGACCGGAAUAUCGGCUACAAUCAAGAUCGUGACGGAGACAUUCCCUUGGAAAGGAUAGUUUCAAACUAUGGGGGAAGCUAACAAUCCAGCUCACACACACAUUAUUUGUAUACAUGCAUGCUUUGCUGACUUUCAUAUUGAGAUGUGUAAUCAGUUAGUAAUUCCUUUCCUGCUUGUUUUCCCUGUUACUGGGGUGAUAUCCAUCACCCAUGGGGAACAUCUCAUCUUUUUGUACUUGUACUGCAUUAGUUAAAAAUAUUAGUCCAUGAAAGUGAAAUUUUGUAGAAAA